UUUGUGUGCUUGGGAAAGUACACGUAUAGUAUGCUCGUAUUUAUGGUUUGCUGCGGUAGUUGGCGCUGCGCUGCGCUGUUUUAGUCGACGCGCUGCUUGUUAAAUUUUAAAUAGGUAGGUCUACGUACUCUGGCAAUGGCACUUUAAAAGCUUUAAAGCUUGCGAGAGAAGACGAACGAGUUGUGUACCUUUGAACGUGUAGGUAUUUCGGCUUUCGAAGAUGGUAAAUUGUCGCGUUAUACUAGCUCGAUGUGUACUCGAUGGAGAACAGAAAAAAAAAAUAGUGAAAAAUUGUCGAAUUAAUUCGUCUAUUUGCGGUUGAUUGAUUAAUGUCGGCGAGAGGCGAUGAUUGGCCGAUUCUGUUGUGUAUUCGAUUCGCAGAUGCGCAAAAUCCAUCCGAGAGUAUAUUGAUAUUCGUAUUCGCGUUCUUGUACGUUCGCAGUUUCUCGUUGUCUAUGUUUUCUUUCCGCCCGCUAUUUAAGUUCACCGGCACUCUGGCACCGUUUCACACUUUCAAGCUGCUUUCCACUUUUAAUGAUAUUUGGCCGUAUUCUAGUGGACUAGGUUUACACGAUAAGGGAUAAACGCCGCCGCCGCUUUUCUCGCUUUUGGUCAUCGGUUUUUUUUUUCACUCUACUACCCAUCAAUUUUUUUUUCUUUUACUAUAAUCCAUUUUCUCGUGUUAUGUAUUCGCAUAUGGUUCACCUGACGAUAGUUUUAGUUCAUACGGGAUCGGCUCAUCCUUAUCGGUCUUCGUGUUAAUUUGCAUCCGAAAGACAAUCAUCUGUAACAUUUAGCCGCGCCAAAUGUUGGAAUUACACCGCGACGACUUGUUGAACAAGCGGAAAUUCUACGCCAAAUGGUAUUUCUCAGAUAACAUCAACUCAGCACAUAUACUAACCCAAAGGAGCUGAAAUGACCGCCCCGGGUAUGGCCCUCGCCAGCAGAGAGGACAGCAGCUAUUACGAUAACGAAUCUUCGUACGUUACGUUGAGCCCGACCGCGGCCGGACCUGAAUCCAGAUUAAGUCUGGUUAGCGCUGGAGGAGGUGCCCCAAACCCAGGUUCUAAUAACGUUAACUCGAACAACGACGGGGCCAAUAAUGCAGCCGCCGCUGGUAGCAGUAGUCUUAGAAACAUGGCGUUGGCGCAACAGGCUCAAACAAAAGCGCCCAUCAAAAGGCCCGUCCGCAGGGGUAUCAAGCAGCCGCCGGAUAGACCUCAAAGAGCUCUUUUUUUAUUCACGCUGAAAAAUCCUAUACGUAAAAUUUGUAUCAGUAUUGUCGAAUGGAAACCUUUUGAAUAUUUAAUAUUGUUAACUAUUUUUGCGAAUUGCGUUGCGCUGGCUGUCUACACGCCGUAUCCUCAAUUAGAUUCGGAUGACACUAAUAGUAUUCUAGAUUCGAUAGAGUCGGUAUUUUUAGUCAUAUUUACAUUUGAAUGCGUUAUGAAAAUAUUAGCCUACGGUUUCGUCGCUCAUCCUGGCGCAUAUCUGAGAAACGGAUGGAAUUUGCUGGAUUUUACCAUCGUCGUUAUUGGUUUGGUUACCGCCAUCUUAGCUGCGCUCAAUUUAGAAGGAAUAGAUGUCAAAGCAUUACGAGCUUUUCGUGUCCUGAGACCUUUGAGAUUAGUCUCCGGAGUACCAAGUUUACAGGUCGUAUUAAAUUCGAUUCUUCGAGCUAUGGUUCCUUUGUUGCAUAUUGCUCUGCUGGUUCUGUUUGUCAUCAUUAUAUACGCCAUUAUUGGGCUAGAAUUGUUUUCUGGAAAAUUACACAAGACCUGUUUCGAUAACAAUACAGGUGAGAUGAUGGAAGAGCCUCAUCCUUGUGCGCCUAAAGAGCCAGGUUUCAUGUGUUCGUCGCUUAACCUCGAGAACGAAAAAGCCAAUUACAUAUGUUGUGAUUACUGGGAAGGACCUAAUUUCGGCAUCACGAAUUUUGAUAACUUUGGAUUAGCCAUGUUGACCGUAUUUCAGUGUAUAACGUUGGAAGGAUGGACUGAUGUUUUAUACAAUAUCCAAGACGCUUCGGGGAGCACGUGGCAGUGGAGUUACUUCAUUUCUUUAGUAAUACUCGGAGCCUUUUUCGUCAUGAACUUGAUUCUUGGUGUUUUGAGCGGAGAAUUUUCCAAAGAAAGAGAAAAGGCCAAAGCUAGAGGAGACUUUCAAAAAUUACGAGAGAAACAGCAAAUUGAGGAAGACCUGAGGGGAUAUCUUGACUGGAUAACUCAAGCAGAAGAUAUAGAUCCCGAAGGAGAUGAAAAUGGGCAUGGUCAAGAUGGUACUAAUGAAUUUCCAUUACAAUCCAUACAGAUUAUGAUGAAUAUCUUUCUAAAUGAUUUUUUUCGUUUGAUAGAUUUAUCAAAAAAUGAAGCAGAUCUUUUGGAAAUAGAAGGAGAAGAUAACGAAUUAGUGGAUCCGUGGUGGAAAAAGAAAAAGAAGGAAAUUGGAAGAACAAACCGAAGAAUGAGAAGAGCAUGUCGAAAGGCUGUCAAAUCUCAGGCGUUUUAUUGGCUCAUUAUUUUGUUGGUUUUCUUGAAUACUGGUGUCUUGGCUACUGAACAUUAUUUGCAGCCUGAAUGGUUGGGAGAUUUCCAAGAAAUUAGCAAUCACGUUUUUGUAUCAAUUUUUACGUUCGAAAUGUUACUAAAAAUGUACAGUUUAGGAAUACAGGGCUACUUCGUAUCAUUAUUCAAUCGAUUCGAUUGCUUCGUUGUAAUCGGCAGCAUUACCGAGAGCGUGCUCACUUCAACCAAAGUCAUGCCAGACUUGGGUAUCUCGGUGUUACGUUGUGUUCGUCUCCUUAGAGUUUUUAAAGUUACCAAAUAUUGGAGAUCAUUAUCAAAUUUAGUUGCUUCUUUACUAAAUUCAAUUCAAUCGAUUGCAUCUCUUUUGCUGCUGCUGUUUCUGUUUAUUGUUAUAUUUUCGUUGCUUGGGAUGCAAGUUUUCGGCGGAAAGUUUAACUACAGUGGAACUGCGAUGAAACCGCGUCAAAAUUUUGAUACAUUUUGGCAAAGUUUGCUCACUGUUUUUCAGAUUCUUACCGGUGAAGAUUGGAAUGCGGUUAUGUAUACGGGUAUUUUAUCUUUUGGCGGGGUCUCUGGUUUGGGAGCGUUCGCCUGCGUUUAUUUUAUCAUACUUUUCAUCUGUGGUAAUUACAUUUUAUUAAACGUUUUCUUGGCUAUUGCUGUGGAUAACUUGGCAGAUGCUGAAUCAUUAUCAGCAGUUGAGAAAGAAAAUGAAGAAGAAGAAGAGAAUGGAAACGAACAAAAGGACAAAAGUCGCGAAGGAUCAGAUAUGGGAGAUGAUGAAUACUCAGAUAGAGCUUUGAAACUUGGCAGUGGUGAAAAUUCCGAAGAAAACAGCCUCGGAUCGAGCAAAGACGAGGAUGAGUUUCACUCUCAAUCAGAUUAUAAAAUUCAAGUCGAUGAUCAGGAUUAUAACAGCACAAUUGAGGAAGAAAACGAAGAAAUUCUUGAUAUCGAUGGACAAGUCACAGCUAGACCCAGACGUCUUUCAGAGUUCAAGAUCGCCAUGAAGGAAAUUCCAAUCCCUCAAGCAUCGUCGUUUUUCGUUUUUUCAUCAACUAAUUGGUUCCGAAUCUUAUGCCAUAAAAUUAUCAAUCAUAGUUAUUUCACUAAUACCAUAUUGGUAUGUAUUUUGGUUUCAUCCGCUCUAUUAGCUGCCGAAGAUCCUACUGGAAAAGAUAAAUCAAGAACUGAGAUAUUGGCCUGGUUUGAUAACUUUUUCACUUUAGUUUUUACCAUUGAAAUUUUCCUCAAAAUGAUUACAUACGGACUUGUUCUUCACGAUGGUGCUUUUUGUAGAUCAGCCUUCAAUUUACUCGAUCUUCUUGUCGUUUGCGCUUCGAUAAUUUCCAUUGUACAGAAAUAUUUCUUAACUAACAUCAAAGGUGGUUUUUCAUACGUGAAAAUUCUUCGUGUGCUUCGUGUACUGAGACCUUUGCGUGCCAUCAAUCGAGCCAAAGGAUUAAAACAUGUAGUUCAGUGUGUCAUUGUAGCCGUGAAAACUAUUGGAAAUAUAGUGUUGGUGACAUGCCUACUGCAGUUUAUGUUUGCAGUAAUAGGAGUGCAGUUAUUCAAGUACGUAGUAAAAUGCGUGAUUGUAGCCAUUAAGACAAUUGGCAAUAUUAUGUUGGUUACAUACAUCCUUCAAUUCAUGUUCGCUGUCAUAGGAGUUCAGCUUUUUAAGGGAAAAUUUUAUCGUUGUUCGGACUUAUCUAAAAGUAAAAAAGACGAAUGCGAGGGCUUGUACAUGAGUUAUAAAUCCGGAGAUAUCGAAGAGCCAAAAAUCGAACAACGAGAAUGGGAGAAGCCACCUUUUCAUUUUGAUGAUGUACUAAACGCUAUGCUCACCUUGUUUACCGUUUCAACUUUCGAAGGAUGGCCAAAUUUACUAUACGCCGCCAUUGACUCAAAUGAAGAAAACGUGGGACCAAUGCACAACUAUCGACCAAUCGUGGCUGUUUAUUUUAUAAUCUAUAUUAUUAUUAUUGCAUUUUUCAUGGUCAAUAUUUUCGUGGGUUUUGUCAUCGUUACAUUUCAAAACGAAGGAGAACAAGAAUACAAAAAUUGCGAACUGGAUAAAAAUCAGCGUAACUGCGUUGAAUUUGCUCUAAAGGCAAAACCAGUACGACGCUACAUUCCAAAGCAUAAAUUUCAAUAUAAAAUAUGGUGGUUUGUCACGUCGCAGCCGUUCGAGUACACGAUUUUCAUGCUAAUUGUAAUGAACACCAUAACGCUGGCGAUGAAAUAUGAUAAAAUGUCCGACGAUUAUGUCGGUUUUCUUGAUAAAAUGAAUUUGUUUUUCACCGGGGCGUUUGCUUUGGAGUUUUUAUUCAAAUUAGCUGCGUUUAGAUUUAAAAAUUAUUUCGGUGAUCCUUGGAAUAUAUUUGAUUUUGUGAUUGUGUUAGGCAGUUUUAUAGAGAUUAUGUUUGCUGAUUUGGGAGUCAACGUCAAAGAUACAGCUAUACCAAAUGAAGGAUACAGUAGCAGUUUCUUGAGGCUUUUUCGAGUUAUGCGUUUGAUUAAAUUACUAAGCAGAGGAGAAGGAAUACGUACACUUCUGUGGACGUUUUUAAAAUCGUUCCAAGCGUUGCCUUAUGUAGCAUUAUUAAUCGUAAUGUUAUUUUUCAUAUAUGCUGUGAUCGGUAUGCAAAUGUUCGGUAAAAUUAAAAAAGGUGAGAGCGGGGCUAUCUUUCGAAAUAAUAACUUCCAAUCAUUUCCCGAAGCGUUAUUAGUAUUAUUUCGGUCAUCUACAGGUGAAUCUUGGCAAAGUAUAAUGUUAGAUUGUGCCGAGCAUACUGAUGACAAAGGCGACAUGUGCGACUACGAAACAGAAGCGAAUAGUACCACCAUUCAAGAUAAUUCUUGUGGCUCAAACUCCGCAUACGCUUAUUUUAUUUCGUUUUAUGUUCUAUGUUCAUUCCUGAUUAUUAAUCUUUUUGUUGCUGUCAUUAUGGAUAAUUUCGAUUAUUUAACCAGAGAUUGGUCCAUCUUAGGUCCGCAUCAUUUAGACGAAUUUGUGAGAUUAUGGAGCGAAUACGAUCCGGAUGCUAAAGGACGUAUAAAGCAUUUAGAUGUUGUCACCUUGUUACGUAAAAUAUCACCUCCUUUAGGGUUUGGCAAAUUGUGCCCUCAUAGAGUAGCGUGUAAAAGACUGGUGUCCAUGAAUAUGCCUCUAAAUAGCGAUGGAACGGUUCUAUUCAAUGCUACUCUGUUUGCUGUGGUUAGAACUUCGUUGAAGAUCAAAACGGAUGGUAACAUAGACGAAGCAAACGCCGAAUUACGAGCUGUAAUUAAGAAAAUUUGGAAACGAACCAGUCCUAAAUUAUUAGAUCAAGUUGUUCCGCCUCCUGGAAAUGAUGACGAAGUCACAGUUGGUAAAUUUUAUGCUACAUUCCUUAUUCAGGAUUAUUUUCGACGGUUCAAGAAAAGAAAAGAACAAGAAUUACGAGAAGGAGACAAAGAAUCUCACGAUACAGUUACCUUACAAGCUGGCCUUCGUACAUUGCAUGAUGUAGGACCUGAAUUAAAACGAGCUAUUUCUGGUAAUCUCGACGAACUUAUUGAUGAUAACCCGGAACCAUCUCAUCGAAGGAAUCAUUCUUUAUUUGGUAACGUGUGGUCAUCUGUGAAACGAGGAACUGAACAUUUUCAUAACCGUCCACUGUUCAAAGCUCCGUCCAAACCAUUUUCAGAAUACUCAUCCUCGAUGCCAUUAACUAAUUCCGAUGGAAUAAAUUACAUUUCGAGGGAAAAUUUCAUUUCAAAUUUCAACAGACCGAAUUUAAGUUUUAGUAAUUCGCAAGCAUUCGAAGAAAUUCCAUUAUCGUUUAGAAACAACAUGUUGUCGAGAUUACAACAGAAUAAUAUGGUUGUUGUGGAAGUCGAAUACCAUUCUCCACCUCAAUGCUUAACUGAUAAAUCACUUCCUCCGUCACCCGUUGCCAAUGGGUUAGCGGUAGCACAGCAAAUGGCAUCUGCUGUAGCUGGAAUUGAGUUUCGAAAAAAAGAAACACCUAUUAAACACCGCGCUUCGUUUCAUGGAAGAGGAAACCAAAAAGAAAUUUUAAACGGCGAUAUUCCUUCCGAACGCCACUCAUUAUCACUGCCAGGCAGUCCGAUAGAACAUAAAUCAUUUUCAGGAGUUGUAGGAUCUGCUGAAAGUUUAGUUGGAAGGGUACUCGCUGAGCAAGGUUUGGCGAAAUAUUGCGACGAAGAUUUUGUUCGAUAUACUUCACGAGAGCUUCAAGAGGCCUUGAAUAUGACCAAAGAAGAAAUUGAUCGAGCUGCUCAUCGUAUUUUACUUCAAGAACAGAUGAAAGCUGCUCGGAGGCAUGAAUCUGAUCAUAUGAAUAUUUAAACGUUUUCCGCCUAUUACUUUGUUAUAGGUACCUAAGUACUUUCGUCUGGUAUAUUAUUUUAUUAUUUUACUAAAUACAAGUUGAUGUUUUAUUUUCGUAAA
Messenger RNA from Planococcus citri (citrus mealybug), 6984 nucleotides. RefSeq names its product Ca[2+]-channel protein alpha[[1]] subunit D (gene Ca-alpha1D). Bases 916 to 6882 code for a protein of 1988 amino acids. Gene Ontology annotation, biological process: calcium ion import across plasma membrane. Lineage: Eukaryota; Metazoa; Arthropoda; Insecta; Hemiptera; Pseudococcidae. Gene Ontology annotation, cellular component: voltage-gated calcium channel complex; membrane. The transcript has 41 exons. The record is from RefSeq and is a predicted model, not a curated record. Gene Ontology annotation, molecular function: high voltage-gated calcium channel activity.